AUGCCGCUGUUUCAUGACAUCAGUGAAGGCGAGUUGAGGAGAGGCGACCACAUUUACGUGAGGCGUACCGGCUACAAACACCAUGGCAUCUGGGACGGCAGAAGAGUCAUCCACUUCAGUGGCGCAAAUGCUGGCGACAAAGCCAACGCGGCAAUACGCAGAGCUACCCUCGACGUAUUCCUAGAUGGUGGCGAUCUUAAGAUCUACCUCUACGGUAUGAGCAUGUGGGAUAUAUGGUACGAGUUUGGAGGCACGUCUACAACGGAGGAGAGCGACUCGCCGGAUACGGUGAUUGAGCGAGCGGAGAGCCGGAUCGGAGAUGGCGGUUACAACCUGUUUUGUAACAACUGCGAACAUUUCGCGCUCUGGUGCAAGUUGGGAGAACGCGCCAAGAAAGUGCAAACUCAAACAACGUAA
Messenger RNA from Priapulus caudatus, 417 nucleotides. Its product is annotated as lecithin retinol acyltransferase-like. The transcript has a single exon. The coding region runs from base 1 to 417 and encodes 138 amino acids. NCBI's taxonomy places the organism in Eukaryota, Metazoa, Priapulida, Priapulimorpha, Priapulimorphida, Priapulidae. The record is from RefSeq and is a predicted model, not a curated record.